AUGGACGAGCGAAUUGCAAUCAUAGGCACGGCUUGCCGAUUCCCAGGCUCAGCAAACAAUCCCUCCAAACUCUGGGACCUCCUACGGGAGCCAAAAGAUGUUGUCCGCGAAUAUCCCCCUGAAAGACUCAACUUUUCGAACUUUUACAAUGAAGAUGGCGAGUCUCACGGUCGAACAGAUGUACAGAAGCGAUCCUACCUCUUGCAAGAAGAUGUUAGACUCUUUGAUGCACCUUUCUUCCGUGUUAAUCCAAAAGAAGCUUCUGGAAUGGAUCCUCAGCACCGUAUUCUCUUGGAAGUGGUUUACGAGGCCUUCGAAGCAGCAGGUCUACCACUUCACGUGGUCAAUGGCUCACAGACCUCCGUACAUGUUGGCAGUAUGACCGAUGAUUACUACACCAUCCAGGCUCGUGACCCUGAUACAAUGGACAGCCAUGCAGCUACCGGCCUGUCUCGCAGUAUCUUGUCCAAUCGAGUCUCCUAUACAUUUGACCUCAAGGGACCGUCUAUGACCAUUGACACUGCAUGCUCGAGCUCACUUGUCGCCCUACAUUUGGCAGUCCAGAGUCUUCGAAAGGGAGAGGCGACUCAAGCCGUUGUGGCUGGUGUCAAUUUGCUCCUCGACCCCCAUUGGUUUAUCACCGAGUCUUCUCUGCAUAUGCUAUCCCCCGACUCUCGCUCACGCAUGUGGGAUAAGAGCGCAAAUGGAUAUGCCCGUGGAGACGGCUGCGCCGCCGUGGUACUAAAGCCUCUCAGCCAAGCCAUUCGAGAUGGUGACUAUAUUGAAUGUAUAAUUCGAGAAACCGGUGUCAACUCGGAUGGUACUACCAAUGGUAUCACUAUGCCAAGUCCAACCGCACAAGCUGCUCUUAUAAGGCAGACUUACAAAAAUGCUGGUCUAGAUAUCGUAAAAGAUCGCUGCCAAUACUUUGAAUGCCAUGGUACUGGCACGCAGGCUGGUGACCCGGUUGAAGCUCGAGCUAUUCGAGAUGCAUUUUUCCCAAGUGAAACUACAAGCGAGAACGUCCCCAUGUACUGUGGUUCAAUCAAGACAAUUAUUGGUCAUCUUGAAGGAUGUGCGGGACUCGCAGGUAUCUUGAAGGCGUCACUUGCAGUUCAAAACAAAAUCAUCCCACCAAAUAUGUACUUCAAUGAGCUGAACCCGACAGUGAAGCCAUUUUACACUAAUCUUUGUGUGCCAACAAAUGCUGUUUCAUGGCCAGAGACGAAUGGAAUGCCUCGUCGGGCAAGUGUCAACAGUUUUGGCUUUGGUGGGACCAACGCUCACGCUAUUAUCGAAAGCUUUGAUAGCCCACCGCAACUGCCAAUGGAACCUUCACAAAAUGUCUCUUCAGAGGCAAAGCAAAAUGAAGAUGGGCUAGUAACACCAAAAUUUGUUGGACCGUUUGUGUUCUCAGGAAAGACCCGCCGCUCUUUGGUCAACUCGCUCAAGGGGAUGCUGGACUAUCUUCAUGGCAGCAAAACACUGAGCUUGGAUACCCUCAGCCAUGUUCUGCAGUCAAAAAGAACUCACUUUUCUCAUCGCAUUGCAAUUGCUGCAUCUCAAGAUCGUAAGCAGCUUAUAGAACGACUCAAAAACCAAAUCAGUAUAGAGGCAAACAUCCCGGCCGAUGGCUAUUUUGGCGUAAGAGCCUUGAAUACUGCCAAUUUAGCAGAUGGGCCCAGAAUACUCGGUAUUUUCACUGGACAGGGAGCACAAGCAGCUCAAAUGGGCUAUAAGUUGUUGAGACAUUGUGCGCUUUUCCGAGACUCAAUUCGAAAAUGUGAAGAGGCAUUGGCAGCACUGCCCGAGGCACCUGAAUGGUCACUAUACAAAGAGCUGAGUGCUCCCAAGAAUCAGUCACGCGUUGCAGAAGCACAAAUAUCGCAACCGCUUUGUACCGCCAUUCAGAUUGCCCUCAUUGACCUUCUAAAGGCGGUAGGCGUAAGUUUCGCUGCUGUCGUCGGUCACUCUUCAGGUGAGAUUGGAGCAGCAUACGCAGCUGGGAUUUUGGGGUUAAGCGACGCCAUGGGCAUUGCGUACUACCGAGGUUACGUCGCACAUAUAGCCCGGGGACCGGAUGGAAACAAGGGCGGCAUGUUGGCUGUGGCCAUGUCGUUCACCGAUGCGACUGAACUUUGCUCCGAGGAACAAUUUUCUGGAAGAGUCAAUGUCGCAGCGAGCAACGCCCCGUCUAGCGUCACCUUAUCCGGUGAUAUGGACGCAAUCAAAGAAAUCAAAGAGCAUUUGGACGGACGUCAAAUUCAGGGCCGGGAGCUCAGAGUUGAUACCGCAUAUCACUCACCGCAAAUGUUGCGCUGCUCAGAGCAGUACCUGGGAUAUCUCAAAAACCUUCAAAUCAAAGUUCAAGAUCCGACGCCAGGUUGUGUAUGGUUUUCGAGUGUACGACGGAACACAGCUAUACUCAAAGAAAAUCUUGCUGAGAGCCACCUGGAUAGCUCUUAUUGGGUUGACAAUAUGGUGCAGCCAGUUCUGUUUUCUGAAGCCGUGGAAUUCGCUGUCAAAAGCAGCUCGUCCCCAUUUAGUCUUGCUCUAGAGGUUGGGCCGCAUCCAGCUCUGAAAGGUCCAGUAAAUCAGACACUCAAGCCCUUGAAGAUUGAAUCUUUGCCAUAUACAGGUUGCUUGGAGCGUGGUGAAGGCGGCAUUGAUACUCUAUCAGCGGUCAUUGGUAUGGUUUGGAGCUAUCUAGGACAUAAUUCUGUCAAAUUCUGUGAAUGGCGUAAGGCCUUCGGCAUGAAUUCUCAGGUGCCAAUGCUGAAAGACCUGCCUGCCUACCCUUGGGAUCAUGAUCAGGUUUACUGGCACGAAUCCCGCCUCUCUCACAAUUACCGUGUAGCCAAUCAACCUCCCCAUAGUCUGCUCGGACGCCCACGGGAAGAUUUGCCCCUCGAGAAAACGUGGAGAAACAUCUUCAAUCUGAGUGAGAUGCCCUGGAUUAGAGGCCAUACAUUCCAAGGUCAGGUGCUGUUCCCAGCAGCUGGAUAUGUCACUCUUGUCACAGAGGCAGCCAAACUUUUCUUGCAAGAUCGGCCAUUGAAGCUUUUGGAAAUCCGAGAUGUGGCUAUUCCCAAGGCACUGGUCAUAGGUGAAGACAAAGGUGUCGAAAUCUUAUUCACCAUCCGCAGUAAGAUUUCUCCUAUCUCAGCACCCGAAGGUUCUGUACUGGAGGCGAAGUUCUUUGCACAUAUCUGCCCCAAUGAGAGAGUCCUCGAAAAAACCUGCAGUGGUCGCCUCCUGAUUCAUAUAGGAAAAUCUCAGCCGGAUGAUUUGCCGUCUAAGAGCCUUUCGAAGGCAGAGCUCACGCCGCUCAGCGUAGAAAGGUUUCACCGUGCUGUCUCAGCGAUAGGAUUGGGAUAUUAUGGACCUUUCCGAGCAUUGAAAUCAGUCAGUAGGUCAUGGGGACAUGCCAAAGGAACAGCUUCAUGGGCCGAGAAGGAUCUUGAGAUCGGCUGCGCUCUUCACCCUGCCCUCAUGGAUGUCGCCUUUCAGACAGGCUUAGCAACAUUUUUGUCUACCGCUGAAAGGGCAAUGGGAAGCCCGUAUCUUCCAGUCAAAAUCCAGCGCAUUAUUAUCGAUCCUAAUCAAAUAUACCACAAUGCGUCUGGGGCAACUAAUAUCGACAUCGAGGCCUCGAUGUUGAACUCUGAGAUAAGUGCCGUUGAUGUUGAUAUCGGUGUGUGCGUCGCCAUGGAAGAGGGUAAUGUCGCCUCCAUUCAGAUUGAAGGACUUACCUUGAAAGCCAUUGCGGAGGCCCAGGAAUCAGAUGACCGAAACCUUUUCGUCAGAAGCAUUUGGGAUACUGAUACUACGUAUGGCUUGACCGCCCCAUCUGUGACAGGUCUCGAUCGAAGGGUAUCAGUCCAAAUGUCCGACGUGUAUGAGCGGAUCACCCUGUUUUACAUGCAGAACUUGGUGCAGCAAGUGAAUACAGACGAUCUAAGCAACGCAAAGUGGUACCACCGUGAACUGAUUCGUUUCAUUAAAUCUACAGUGGUUGCGAUUCGUGAGGGUCGAUAUACUCCCUCCUUCAAGAAGGAGUGGUUGGAUGACAGUUACGAGACCAUUAGGGAAUUCCAAAGUCUUUAUCCUCACGACAUCGAUGUUUCUAUGUUGACUGCUGUCGGUGAGAAUUUGUCUUCCGUUGUACGAGGAAAGUCUGAGAUGAUCGAGCACAUGCUCAAGGACGGCCUCCUCAGUCGACUGUACAAAGAAAGCGGAGGACUUACUGCAUGCAAUGAGUACGUGGCUGAAAUCAUGCGUCAAAUCAGCUACAAGCAUCCUAGGAUCAAAAUCUUGGAAAUUGGAGCGGGAACCGGUGGCACAACGCUGAGCGUCUUGAAAAGUCUUGGAAGUUCAUACUCGUCCUACACUUGCACCGAUAUCUCAGCAAGUUUCUUCACUGGGCUAGCGGAGAUUCUGCCCGAGGAGCAUACGGAAAAGGUUGAUUUCAAGGUCUUUAAUGCUGAGAACCCAGCAGCAGGACAGGGCUUUACUGAGGGUGCUUAUGAUGUUAUCAUCGCAGCCAACGUACUACAUGCGACGCGGAAGCUUUCAGAGACCGUCCAAAAUGCAAGGGCAUUGCUCCGCCCUGGAGGCUACAUGAUUGUAAUUGAAGUUACUGGUAAAAUGCUUCGCGAGACUGGUCUUAUGGGAGCGUUGGAGGGCUGGUGGUUAGGCACAGGUGAAGGAAGAAUUAAUGGCCCUGGUGUUGACGCCAAGGAGUGGGAUGAUAUCUUGCAGAGAAGUGGAUUUGCAGGGAUUGAUUGCAUUUCUUAUGACCACACUGAAGUCGCGAGGCAUAGUUGCUCCGUCUUUGCUGCACAGGCAACCAACGACCAAUUUGAUCUCCUGCGGAACCCUCUUGCUUAUUUCGAUCUCAUCCCAGAAAGCCCGCUCCUGAUAGUAGGAGGGAAGACAUUGGAGGUGUCUAAAUCAGUCCAGCAGAUAAAAAAGAUCCUUCAUCGUUGGUCGUCAGAUAUUCAAGUAUGUGACUCCAUCGACGACUUGGAUCCAAACAAGAUGUUACCUGGGACCUUCGUACUGUGCCUCACAGAGCUCGACCAAGCAUUCUUCUCUGAGAAUCUCACUGCCCAGAGGCUAGAAAUUUUGCAAGAGAUGCUGUCUACUGCCAAGAACAUUCUUUGGGUUACUCGCGAAAGACUUCUCGAGGACCCUUACUCAAACAUGAUGGUUGGUAUUGGUCGCGCUUUGUCGGUAGAGCUGCCUCAUGUGAAUAUCCAUUAUCUCGACUUUGAGGAGGCGGGUUCAUGGGAUGUCAAUUUCAUUAUUUGCCAACUUCUCCGAAUGGCUUUUACUUUGUCCGAAGAGCAAAAUACUCAGAAUAUGCUCUGGGUACAAGAGCCAGAGGUCGUGAUAAGGGAUGGAAAAGCCAUGAUCCCGCGUGUUAUUCAAGAUCAUGCUGCCAAUGAAACCCUCAAUGCAAGUCGACGCCGGAUCAGUAAGGCUGUCGGACCCGAUGUGAGAAUCGAGGUUGCUUGCAGUAAUGAUUCAACGGCUACAUCGUUAGUCAAGGGUGAUGCUAUUGAGAUUCCAGAUGGCCACAUAGCCAUCGAUGUUGAAUUUUCAUUGGCGCUGCAUAGUAAAGAGGAAGCGCCCUGCUUUUUAGUGGCUGGAUGGCAAGAUUCCAAGACAACCGUGCUUGCUUUAUCCGAAACCGAUUCUUCAACAGUUGUAGUGCCAACAGAAAGCUCGUUCAAGCUUCCAACUGGGCAAGUGUGCAUUGCCGAAACUCUUUUGAGCGUGGCAUGCUCUCUAAUUGUGUCCUGUGUGCUAUCCAGACUCCCAGAACGUUGUCGACAGUAUUCGCACAAAAAAAGGGGCAAAGUGCUGUUCGUUGAGUUUAGCGCAGCCGAAGGAAAAGAACGAUCAGAGUAUUUAAUUGUACAUCCGCAUGCCAGUGUUCGAUCUAUUCGCAAAUUGAUCCCAAGUGAUGCUUUCACUCUGCUGAGCUUUUCAAAUGAAAACCUGGGAACGAUCUCGAAUUGCCUUCCCAGAUGCUGCAUCGUGCAGGAGUUCAACCCACUUCAUAUCUUGCAACAACAGCCUACGACAAUUGCCACAGCUAUUCGUGACGGCUACCACGACUAUGAAGCUCCAGUCAAGCCAGUAACGGUUAUCAGCAUCCAAAGCGCAUCCGAAGCUCUAUUUACAGAUAGAAAGCGUCUAUCAGUUGUCUUAGAUUGGAAACGAGACGGUUUAUUGAACACUUUGAUCCCACCUCUCCGAGCAAGCAGCGUAUUUUCUCCAAACAAGACCUAUUUCUUGGCCGGUAUGGCUGGCGAGCUGGGUCAGUCCCUCUGUCGGUUCAUGAUCAGAGGCGGAGCCCGCUACAUUGUUUUGGGCAGCCGAAACCCGGCCAAAGACCCGCAUUGGGUUGAAGAACUCAGAUCAGAUGGUGCUGAUAUCAGAAUCGUCAAGGUUGAUGUGACAGAUCGCGAGCAGGUAAGAGAGACAGUCGCCAUGCUACGAAAAACCAUGCCCAAGAUCGGAGGUGUUGCCAAUGCUGCUCUCGUAUUCGAAGCUGGUAUCUUUGCAAACUUCUCUGCCGACAAUGUUACAAGACAGCUCAGGCCCAAGGUAGAUGGCUCAGUCAACCUGGACCAAGAGUUCGAAAGCGACAGUCUCGAUUUCUUCUUGACAUUUGGUUCUCUAGCAACUGUAUGCGGAAACCCUGGACAGGCUAUGUAUCAUGCAGGCAACCUAUUCAUGGCAAGUUUGGUUGAGAAGAGAAGACGUCGCGGUCAGGCGGCAUCAAUUCUCAACUUUGGAUUGCUGGUGGACGUUGGCUAUGUCGCUAGAACUGAUCGUGCUGAUGGAUCAGAUAUCGAGGGAACCCUUCGAUCACUUCUCUUGACACCGCUGUCCGAGGCAGAAUUCCACCAUGUUGUGCUCCAAGGAAUCCUUUACGGCCAUCCAAGCUCUCCAAGCGGUGAGGUUAUUAUGGGAAUGGAGCCAUACAUUGACGAUGGCAAGGCGACUGCCCGGCCACCAUGGGUUGACAAGGCUUUCUUCUCUCACAUGAUACACACACCUGUGGCUUCUGAGGGCUCAAAGCCCCUAACUGCGGGAUCUUCUUCGAUGCAACAUUUCCGUGAAGAGCUCUUCCGUGCAAAGGGAAUCGAUGAAGUCACAGUUGCCGUGCAAGAGAUGUUCUUUAAGAAGAUUGAAUUGAUGAUCAUGGUCUCAAGAGCUGCUAUUGAUCUUCAAUCCCCGAUGGCAGAUCUAGGCCUUGACUCUCUCCACGCCAUUGAAAUCCGCAAUUGGCUUCUCAAGAACAUGCAGAUCCAAUUUCCGCUUCUUAGAAUCCUUGGACUAGAGUCCUUGUCCUCAAUCUGCGCUAGUGUUGCCCAAUUAUUUAUGGACGGAAGACCGAGUGAGGAUCUCCAAACCGAGCCAGUUAGCCAAACACAAUCUCUUGACGCCCAACCCACCAGCCAAACUACAGCGACUGAGCCCAAACCUCAACUUGGAAAACUCAUAGUUCAGGCCCAGAGCGAUUAUUUGGACUCUGCCUCAACAUCUCCAGACACAGCUGGUGCAACCAGCGAAUCAAUGACCUCUUCCAUCAGCUCCAUAGUAUCACCGAAUAUUCCAGACUUUGAAUUUCAGCUUCCAAGUUCGGAGAAGUCACCUCUUGCACUGGAAUACAAACGCAUUGAGCGCUUGUCAUUUGCACAAGCGGGAAUCCACUUCUUGCAUACAUUUCUUGAGGACCCAACCACAUUCAACGUUACCACCCAGUACACAAUCCGUGGACAAUUGAAUAUAAAAAGACUACUCCGAGCAAUUGAGAAAGUUCUAGCCCACCAUGAGAUCUACCAAAGCUGUUUCUUCGCCGACCCUGGAAGCCCAGAGAUCAAGCAUCACGUCGCAAGAAAUGGUGAAUUGAAACGAGUGACUCAGAUCUCCUCGACUGCAGCCGAGGCCGAGGAACAUGCCCAAAUUGUAUACGACAAGGUAGCGGGCUCUGGAUACCAAUUAGCUACAGGAGAAUCUUUCCGUGCCGUUAUUCUCUCUCACAAUGUUGACUGGCAUACCGCAGUUUUUGGCUUCCACCUACUUGCAAGUGAUGCUUUCAGCUUCAGCAUUUUUCUUCGCAAUCUUGACUGCGCGUACCAAAUGUUGCCGCUGUCACCAAAGACAGGCUCGUUUCUAGACUUCGCUGUUCAGCAGCAUGAUGCCUUAGAUUCCGGUCGGCUUGACAGCUGUAUCACUUACUGGAAGAAUCAGCUCAGUCCGCUUCCGACUGAUCUGCCUCUACUGCCGUUGACACAUGUGCAAAAUAGACGGCCUCGUCGGACGUACCGUAAUCAUGUCAUUGAGCGAGAGUUGAGCAGUGACCUGGUGCUCAGAGUUAAGGAAUCAAGCCGGAAGCUUGGUGGAACUUCGAUGCAGUUCUAUCUAGCCACCUUCCAAGUCCUACUAGCGCAGCUCACUGACUCCGAAGAUAUCUGCAUCGGCGUGACUGACAGCGGUCGUGGUGGGACUGGCGAAUUUGCCGAAGUCAUUGGUCAUUUUGCAAACAUAUUACCAAUGCGGUUCAAUACUAAGAGCGGGCAAUCUUUUUCAGAGCUUCUCAGUAAAACAUCGCGCAUAGUCUUGAAUGCAUUCGAAAAUGCACAGGUUCCCUUCGACGUGAUACUUGAAAAGCUUGGUAUCAGCCGAUCGCCCUCUAUUACGCCACUUUUCCAGGUUGCAUUCAACUAUCGUGUUGGCGACAUAUUGCAAAGACCUCUUGGAGACUGUAGUAUGGUAAUGGAAAGAUAUACAGAUGUCAAGACGCCAUACGACCUGACUAUCAACGUCACCCAAACGGCGGCAGGGGGCAACAUGCUUGAGUGUAUCACAGCUGACAGUCUGUAUUCACUUGAGGCCACUGAUAUGAUCAUGGAGACAUUUUCAGGGUUACUUGAGUCAUUGACCGAAGAUCAAUCGGUUAAGAUUGAAGACUGCAAACUUUUCAAGUCAACUCAAUUGGAAAGUGGUAUGAUACUUGGGAGAGGAGCUGCCGUGGAUCACACUUGGCCUAAGACAUUGUCUGAGAGAUUUCAACAAGUCCUUUCUGCAUUCCCGGACUCGGUAGCGAUCAAGGACUCUGACGAAUGUUUGACUUAUGAUCAGUUUUCUCGGCGAGUCGGACUCUACGCUGCCACGUUAAUUGAGGCAGGCAUUAAACAGGGAUCUCGAGUGGCAGUUCUUUGUGAGCCAAGUGUUGACAUGUAUUCCAUGAUGCUUGCCAACCUUCAUACCGGAGCUGUCCAUAUUCCAUUAGACAUCAGUUUGCCAGCUGCGCGACGACAGGCCAUGAUCGAUGCCUGCCAACCGAAUGCACUAGUGUUCCACACUGCUACAGAAAAGGCUGCAAAUGAGCACUGCAAUGAAGCACGGUUCCUUACGCUGAACUUGUCAACUUUGAGUCAAUCUCAAGAUAGUGUCCUUGUUCCAGAAUACGAGCUCAUAACGGCCAAAGAAGAAAGCUUCAUUUUAUUCACCAGUGGAUCCACUGGCACACCCAAGGGGAUCAGACUUGACCAAGAAGGAAUUAUGAACUAUGCUGCAUCCAAGCAAGCCCAUCUCAACCUAGGACAAGUCAAGGUCUUGCAGCAAUCAUCUGCAGGAUUUGACAUGGCUAUAGCUCAGGCAUUCAACGCCUUUGCCAAUGGUGGCACUCUCGUAGUCGUUCCGUUACAGGCUCGUGGCGACCCUAGCAUAAUUUCUGAAAUAAUGCUGAGAGAAAAGAUCGAUCUCACUUUAGCUACGCCUUCAGAGUAUCAAAUGCUUGCAACCUUCGCCGCGGAUACAUUACGAAAGUGUACUAGCUGGCGUCAUGUAUGUUCUGGAGGGGAAGCGGUGACAGAAGUGCUCCUGGACAAAAUGAGACGAUUGGAUCUUCCAGAUCUCAUGGUGACAGACUGUUAUGGUCCAACCGAGAUCUCUUGCGCAACGACAUUUCAGAGCACGUCGCUUCUGGCUGUCAGUGAUGAAUCCGGGGCUUUGAAGUCGGUUGGCAAGGCUAUUCCAAACACCUUCAUUUACAUAAUGAGCGAGAAAGACAACACUGUGCUUCCUGUUGGCAUGCCAGGAGAGAUCUGCGUUGGGGGUGCUGGUGUUGCACGUGGCUAUCUUGAUGCAGAUCUAAGCCGGGAGAAGUUUGUCAAAAAUCCGUUCGCGACAGCGGAAGAUCUAGCGAGCGGAUGGAAUUUGAUGUACAAGACCGGUGACAAAGGUAUUCUUCAAAAAGAUGGAUCUCUCAUAUUCCUUGGUCGGACAGAUGGAGGUGGAGCGGUUAUCAAGCUGCGUGGUCUUCGUAUUGAUCUCACCGAAGUGUCUGGCGCCGUUCUGAAGGCAGCCCCAGAAGACUUAUUGGCCGAUGCAGCAGUCACAGUGCGCGGCGAACCGCAAUAUUUGGUAUGCCACGUGGUGAUGACACAAGGGAAGCAUCUGGAGCAAGCUGAGUUGAACGCUCUUCUCCCAAAGGUUGAACUGCCUCGCUACAUGAUACCUUCUACGAUCGUGCCAUUAGAGCGUUUACCAACGACGGCAAACGGAAAGCUCGACCGAGCCUCUUUGCAGAUGCUUCCACUUCCUACAUCAGCAGACGAUGGCAACGCCCAUGGCAGCAGAGCCCUUACUGUACCUGAAGGAGAACUCAGAGUCAUCUGGCUAAAGGUUCUUGGAGAGGCUGCAAGCUCGACGAGUAUUGGCCCAGACUCCGACUUUUUCACUGUAGGAGGAAGCUCUCUUCUUCUGGUUCACCUGCAAAAUGCGCUUAGGGAGCAGAUCGGCGUGGCACUAACCCUUCAGGAGCUGUACCAGUCCACGACGUUGAAGGGUAUGGCGAGUGCAAUGCACAAGGAGCGAGGCCAAUUAUCCGAAGACAUGAUUGACUGGGAUGUUGAGACGUCAAUUCCAAACUGGGUUCAAGAUGCCUUCGAAGACUCAUCCAGCUAUCCAGUGGCGCAGCAGCAACGUCAGGUCCUUCUUACUGGAGCAACAACGUUCCUUGGCGGAGAAAUUCUUCGCCAAUUGAUUAACUGUGACGAUGUCUCGAGAAUCCAUUGCAUAGGAGUGUUGAAUGAUGAGCGGAAGAAGCUUCCACUGGAAGACAAGGGCAAGAUAGUUGUGUAUGCCGGCAGCAUAUUAAGCCCCACUCUCGGUCUUUCGAGCACAGAGAUCGCAUUCCUUCAAGCAAACAUAACUCAGAUAGUACAUGCUACUGUCCAGGGCCAUUGUAUGAACAAUUUUUCAACGGUUAAGCAAGCACUCUAUGUCUCGACACAGUCUCUGGUCGGCCUGAUUGCGUCCAGAAGACGCAUUCCCUUCCAUCUCAUCUCAGCUCCACGGGUGAUUCUCCUUUCAGGCAAAACCGAAGGUCUACCUGUUUCAAUGAGUGCUCACUACCCUCCAGUCAAUGGUUCCCAGGGUGUCACGGCAUCAAAGUGGGCGAGCGAGCGCUUCUUGGAAAAUAUCAGUCAGGACCUAGGCCUUCCAGUUACGAUCCAUCGUCAUUGUGCAUUAAUUGGCGAGCGGGCACCAGCCGACGACGUGAUGAAUUCAGUAGUGAGAUUCUCAAUCCUGACUCGAAAGGUACCAAGUAUCUCAUCAGCAGAAGGGUUCUUUGACUUCAAAGAUGUCGUUGAGGUGGCAUCUGAAAUCGUAGCGCAACAACCAGCUAUAGCCGAUUGUGUCACUUAUGUUCAUCACAGUAGUGGCAUCCGUGUCCCAUUCAACCAAUUUGCACAGCGCCUGCAAGAACUGCAUGGAGGGGAAUUCGAACUUGUUGCCCCAGCAAAGUGGCUGAAUACUUCGGCGACAUGUGGGAUGCCAGAGUUGCUCCAGAUCCAUUUGCUAGCCAAUAUGGAGAGUGGUCAACCUAUGUUGCUUCCAUAUCUAGGCUCGGAAUAG
This is a messenger RNA of Penicillium taxi, 11946 nucleotides long. Its product is annotated as AMP-binding enzyme domain-containing protein. The transcript has 3 exons. The record is from RefSeq and is a predicted model, not a curated record. The coding region runs from base 1 to 11946 and encodes 3981 amino acids. NCBI's taxonomy places the organism in Eukaryota, Fungi, Ascomycota, Eurotiomycetes, Eurotiales, Aspergillaceae. Gene Ontology annotation, molecular function: phosphopantetheine binding; 3-oxoacyl-[acyl-carrier-protein] synthase activity; fatty acid synthase activity. Gene Ontology annotation, biological process: fatty acid biosynthetic process; secondary metabolite biosynthetic process.